GGUAGGUAGGUAGGUAGGUAGGUAGGUACACGGCUGUAAGGCGCAGGAAGGCUCUAGACUUUCCGGGCUUACUUGGGGGAGCGGCCAAACCUGGUGACAGGGAUUAAUGUUGGGUGCCAACUGCUGUGGACAUGCCCUGCUUUGCUUCUCUCAUGUGCCUCGCUCGUGGCUACCACCUUACAUACUACCAACCUACCCUGUCUUUUCGUGUGUUGGGGAAGGGGACGUGGGUUUGCAGUGAGACCUUGGCUCACCUGCCCAUGCAUCCAGCCGCCAUUUAGCUUGCAUGCGUCAAACGUCAGCCGCGUCAACAGUGCUUGUGUAUCUAGAACCAACGCCAACAUCCACAAUCACUCGGGAUUUUCGCUUGUGCGACCAUAUUGUCUUUGGUAGUCACCGACUAACAUACACCGCCCUCAGCCUCUCGUUGGGGACCGGAACGGAGCCUCACCUAUUUUCUUUUCCUCAUGGAUACCAAGGACACCGACAAGGACACCCACCACCCCCAUCAGCCGCCAGCCAUGUCGUCAACGGCGGACGGCCCAGACGCGGCGCUGCGGCACGUGUCAGAGGCGCAGCCCUUCCCGCGCGACACGGGCCCGUCGGUGCGCUACGUGGCCGAGGGCAUGGCCAACAUGGUCUUCAGCUUCCCCGGCGGCGGCGUGCGGGACCUGCUGCUCCGGGUGCCCAAGCGGGCCACGGGCAGCUACAGCGACAUCCACGGGCACUGGUGCCGGUACAUCUACCCGCUCUUCCGCCCCGCCGACCUGGUGCCCCAGUACCUGGUGGCGCUCGACGACGGCGGGGCCGGCGGCGCCGACAGCAACGGCGACCUCGUGCGCUCGGCCGUCAGGACGGAGCUAGACCGCGUUGAGGGGGAGGGAGGCCGGCCGCUCAAGUUCAGAGGGUCAAAGCUCAAAGAGGACAUACGGGAGGUGAUGCUGAUCCGCGACAUGCGGCCAAGAGACGACGCCGAGAAGCUGAUCGAGUUCAAGCCCAAGUGGCUGGCGCAGUCCCCCACGGCGCCGGCGGGCGCCAGGCGGUGCCGCAACUGCGCGCGCGAGGCGCUCCGGAGCCGCAAGAAGGACGAGUUCGUCGGCUCCAUCCUGUGCCCGCUGCGGCUGCUGGACCGCGGUAGUCCCGAGUCGCUGAGGAUCGUGUGCGACGACCUCACGGCGGCGGCCGGUGCCGACGCCGGCGUCUUCGCCGAGGGCAGCCGCGGGCUCGAGAGCCUGCGCGAGUGGCUGCUCACCAACGAGCUGCUGCCGCGGCUGCGCGACGCCCAGCUCGCAAACGACACGGUCGGCGUGCUCGAGCCCGAGGACACGUUCGGCCUCGGCCGCGCCAUGACGCUCCGCGACUGUACCUGCUAUGUCCGCCUGACGCCCGGCGGCGGCGGCGGCGGCGGCGUCGAGGCGCGGCUCGGCGAUCUCGAUCUGAAGGACCAGGAGACUAAGCUCGAGUAUUGGAAGAACAUGGAGCUCGAGCUGAUCGACGGCGGCUGGUACAUGGGCGCCGAAGUGCCUCGGGUCAAAACAAACUGCCUCUUGGAGGCUUGAAUGGGAGUUGGGCUGAGCCUGGGAAACGGACUUUUGACGAAAACUUCACAUCCAGCAGUAUUGGGGAGGCAAACAUAAUUGAGAUGGACGCCAUGAGUUGGGGCUAAUAUCCCAAGCAACGGAUGACUGGAGAGAGAGAGACAGAACCAGAAAGCAGAGAAAGUCGGUAUACAAAUAAGCUUAAUAGCGGUGUACACGAGGUGUGGCGCAUGGUAUCCGGGGGUUUCUUUUUCUAUGUCCUCGAACGCCUCUCUCCUUAAAAACAUCAGGGGGAAAAUUAGAGCAGGUUAGCCACAAGGCCCAGCAAUACCGUGAUUGACGAGUUCUGCUAUCAUGCUACAGAGCCUAAAAACGCGUCGCUAUUUGGCGG
Gaeumannomyces tritici R3-111a-1 is the source of this 1929-nucleotide messenger RNA. RefSeq lists its product as hypothetical. The record is from RefSeq and is a predicted model, not a curated record. The transcript has 3 exons. Gene Ontology annotation, cellular component: nucleus. Gene Ontology annotation, molecular function: ATP binding; inositol-1,3,4,5,6-pentakisphosphate 2-kinase activity. NCBI's taxonomy places the organism in Eukaryota, Fungi, Ascomycota, Sordariomycetes, Magnaporthales, Magnaporthaceae. Bases 468 to 1559 code for a protein of 363 amino acids. Gene Ontology annotation, biological process: inositol phosphate biosynthetic process.